CCCUAGAGUGACGUGCAUUAACACACACCGAUCCAUCCCCCAAACCCCCCACCACCUCACUCCGCCACCUCUCUUUUACUACCACACAUAUCUCCUCUCCAUUUCCUUCAUUACUAAACAAAACCACCAAAAGCAACUACACGAUCCAUCCAUCAACGACGUCCCUGCAUUUAAAUGGACACCCACAAAAACCCUAAUCUUGAAACCACUCCUGACCAUGCGCCACCCUCAUCUUCACAAGAUCGCAAGAUCAACCAUGGCUUCAACAUCAAGAAUCUUGAAGACAAAGACGACGACGUCGUUUCAACAGCAUCACCACCAGGGGUGGAGGAGGAGAGUGGAAGGGAGAGGCUAAAGAGGCACCGGCUGGAGAUGGCGGGUCGGGUUUGGAUCCCAGACAUAUGGGAACAAGAAGAUCUGUUGAAAGACUGGAUAGAUUGCAGCAUGUUUGAUUCGUCUUUAGGGAACAAGAGUAUAAUGUCAGCAAGAACAGCUUUGGUUCAAGAAGCAAGAUCAACGGCCACCGUGCAGUAAAUAAGGUUCAUCGAUGGGUCAGAGGUGUGGUUUUUUCUGUUCUUCAAGAGUCGAAAACUGGCCUUCAAUUAUGCAUAAAAAGAUACUAUUCAUUUUUAAGCUUUAAAAAGUAGUUGAUUUUACAUGUUUGUAAUAAAAGAAUGUUGUUGAUAUUACAAAAA
Molecule: messenger RNA, 695 nt
Organism: Cynara cardunculus var. scolymus (artichoke)
Lineage: Eukaryota; Viridiplantae; Streptophyta; Magnoliopsida; Asterales; Asteraceae
Product: protein BIC1-like
Exons: 1
Coding region: 175-534 (119 amino acids)
Biological process (GO): blue light signaling pathway
Source: RefSeq, a predicted model, not a curated record